This is a messenger RNA of Hevea brasiliensis (rubber tree), 1507 nucleotides long. RefSeq lists its product as uncharacterized. The coding region runs from base 163 to 1290 and encodes 375 amino acids. Lineage: Eukaryota; Viridiplantae; Streptophyta; Magnoliopsida; Malpighiales; Euphorbiaceae. The record is from RefSeq and is a predicted model, not a curated record. The transcript has 13 exons.
GCAUAGAAGAGCUAGUGAAGUUCACGCUUAAUUCUCACAUUAACGAAACCCUAGAAUUCGAUUUGGGCCUUUCUAAGGACUUCUGCUCCAAUCUCCUUAGAGACGACCCAAACGACUCUGUUUCACUGCCUGACAUUGGUAUUGCAGACAAAUGCAUGGCCUAUGGGCUGCUUAAGUGGAUGGUGCAAAGGCGAGGUGCAGUUUGCCAGGAUCACUGGGGGGAGAGAUAGAAAGAGACUCUACAAAGCAUAUGCAUUUCUGAAGGAGUGUUCUGCCAUAUUGCAAGUAAAAUGUUGUUUUGAAGGAGUUCCCCAAUAUCCCUUAUUCACGCGCCUAGCUUCAGCUUUAUACCAAUGUAUAAUUUCUGGGUCAUUUUGUAAGACAUAUGGUGAGAUAGAAUUCAUCAAUGAAGAUAUUUCCUUGAAGCAGAAAGAAGAUGAAUGGAAUAAGUUAAUUAUGGAAAAGGGAUCUGAUCUAAAAAAUAUGUUCAAGUCUACAUUUUUUGAACUUCAUGUUCAGGAGCCCUUCUUCUCACUCCUAAAAGAUGGCCGGAAAACAAUUGAAGGAAGAUGUGCUGGUUCUAAUUACAGUAGAAUUGAGCCAGGAGCUUUGGUUCUUUUAAACAGAACUGCAGUGCUUGAGGUUAAGGAUGUUCGCCGAUAUGCUUCAUUUUCAGAGAUGUUGGAGACAGAGGAUCUUUCACAAGUCCUUCCUGGGGUUAAAACUGUUCAAGAAGGUGUAAAAAUCUAUAGGAAGUUUUAUACAGAAGAAAAGGAAAUGUCCAAUGGUGUCCUUGCAAUCUGUGUAUCAAAAUCUUCUCCUCAGCCAUACCUACAUCUGGCUAGCAUACUGUUAGGAUUGAGUUAUGGUGGUAUCCAAAGUCUUCUGGGCCUUGCACAUACUGUUGGAGCAGUUUCUGAUGCCCUUCCUCCACCAAGAUCAACUCUUCUCUCAUCCUUCACUCUACCAUAUAGACCAAAUGUCAAUGGUAGUGCCUUGACACAUGGAGCAAGGGCUUUGGCAAAGCACACUGAAAGGAGUAGCAAUAAAUAUUGGGGUAUUAUUAGUGGAAGUGAUUCUACUAAAAAUAGCCUUGCAAUGAAUGUCAUCAAUUUCUUAAUUGCUUCUUGUUGCUGGUCGAAUGUGCAUAUUGUUCCUCCACAUGGGGCUGUCUUUGAGGUAAGGGUGGCUGAUGGUUAUGGAGCGCGGUGGUCUAAGGAUGGAGCUAAGUUCAUUGGAUUUCUUGAGCCAUAUAUGGAAGAUGGUUACUCAAAGGGAUGGAAGCAUUAAAUAUCUUGGUUACACAUUCACACUGGCUUCCUUGAUCUAUGCGGAUACUGGAAAUAUUCCCAAGAGUUGUUUCAGUGUCAACGUCAAUGUUCAUCAUGGAUUGGGUUCCUAUUUGAGCAAGUGUCCAUCAUGUAUAUAUAUCAUAUGCAAAUGAACAAGGGUAUGUUGACUUUCAAUUAAUUAAAUGAAACCAACUAGAGGUAAUUAUAUGUGCUUA